ACCUGAGGAUAGUGUAAUUUUUGUCCUUUAUCCGGGGCACUUGACGAACGAGGUGACAUUGUCUAAAUCGACCUCGUUUGAUUACGUAUCUGGAUGUUUACUUUGUGAAUCAUAUAAGUUUUAAUUUAAAAAGUUUUUCAAGUACUAAUAUGUGAAAAUAUAAGUUAUGUUGAAAUUGUCAUCGGAAGGAAUCAUAUAAAAGUUCAGUUCCACUAAAAGCUUUACAAUGGAGUGACCUCUGCGUACCUGGUUUAAUAUCACCAGGUUUGACUGCUGGAAUAAUGUUCAAGACAGUUAUUUUGAUAUCCAUCGCUAUAAAUCACAUUGAGAUUAUAAAUGGGUUUUCUCCAGAUAUUGCAUGUGGUGUAUCCAAAGGCUGUUUCAAGUCGUAUGAGUGUUCAUCCGGGGAUUGCACCUACCUGGUCACAUGGUACAAGAACGGGGAUCAGAUUACAUUUGAAUACACCUCUACCAUCACAGGAUCUAGUAAAUACCUGUGUUUAGGAUUCUCUGAUGAUGACGACAUGGGUGACGACAGCACAAUAGCCUGUAAAUACGUCUCCGGUAGAGUAUCAGUAGAGGGAGGAUACAAUGUGGAAGAAACGUACACUAGAUUGUCUAAUCCGCUGGAGAAAAUUUCUAAUGUUGUAACUUCUGCUACAGGAUCCAUAUUUGAGUGUACAUUUGACAGGCAAAUCAAUUCAACAAAUCCAAAAAUCUUCGAUCUUAAUACAAAAUGGUACCUUCUUAUUGCAGAAGGAUUCAUAACAGAUGGAGUUCUUCAGGAACAUUAUGCUCACAAACCUCCCAGAACAAAGCAUGCUGUCGAUUUAUUUGGAUUUGAAGUCAUCACUGGGAAGAAACUGAAAGAGACAACAGCAAAAUUACAUGGUCUUGUAAUGGUUUUAGCUUGGAUGAUCUUCUCGAGUGUAGGCUUGGUUAUUGCCAGAUACUUUAAAUCAGAAUGGAGCGAAAGAGUAAUUCUGGGGCAAAAAAUCUGGUUUCAGGUUCAUCGUGCCUGUAUGGUGCUCGUCUUGGUUCUAACAGUGACGUCUUUUAUGAUUAUUAUACUGGAUGCAGAGAAAUAUAGAGAUAAUUUAGAAGCAUCGGAUAAAAAUUAUUUGAAUUCCCAUCCUAUUCUAGGAAUCGUAGUUUUGAUUUUGACUUGUAUUAACCCAAUCAUGUCGUUCUUUCGGUGUUCUCCGGACGAUGACAGGCGAAAAUACUUCAACUGGGCUCAUUUUAUUGUAGGUGUUUCUGCCCAAAUUUUAGCAGUGAUUAACAUAAUUUUUGGUCUGCAAUUGACAAAAGCUGGAGUAAAAAUCGGAGCAACGUACGUAAUGUACGUAUAUAUUGCAGUAUUUGUUCUGUUCGAAGUUAUGUUUGAAAUUCUGAAGAUGAGUGAACGCACUCAAACUACAGGUUCAAAAAAUACAAUAAGCAUGACAAAUAUAGAUGACAAUAAGAAGUCUGAGAAGCAGAGUGGGAAUAGCAAGUUUUCUAGGAUCAGGAUUUUCCUUCUAAUCGCUCACUUGGUUUCCAUUGGCGUGUUGUCAUUGACUGUCAUAGUGUAUAUAUUACUGGACAUAUGAAGGAGAUUUAUUGAUAUUUCAAAAGAUGCUUAGGAAGAAAGAUUAAGGAUUGAAAAUUGGGGAACAGAUUAUAGGAGUAUUAACAGUUUUCCAAGGGUACAAAUUUUUAAUUAUAAGGUAGACGCUUCAGUUUCAAAACUACAACUAUAUAUUUAUGAAAAUUUCAUUUAGUAUAUUAUACUCGGAAAGUAGUAAUCAUCUAAUCUAGUACAAUAUACAUUGAUCAAUUUAAGUUAAUCAUUUACUACUCAAGUGAGAGUUAUAAUAAGUUUUGGAUAAAUUCAGGUACAUUUGUAUGU
Molecule: messenger RNA, 1891 nt
Organism: Saccostrea echinata
Lineage: Eukaryota; Metazoa; Mollusca; Bivalvia; Ostreida; Ostreidae
Product: putative ferric-chelate reductase 1 homolog
Exons: 12
Coding region: 282-1592 (436 amino acids)
Molecular function (GO): oxidoreductase activity, acting on metal ions
Source: RefSeq, a predicted model, not a curated record